AUGUGUACCCCCGGUAGUACAAAGCCCCUAGUACAAGGUCCUUGGCCGAUGGACCGAUAUCCCUGCUCACUCGACUACAUAAACUAUCACGUCAACGGGGUAGAAGGUAUGCGGUGACGUAUUCGAUUCUUGCUGACAUAUUAUCGCAAGCACUGUACAACGAGCGUUCCGCCGCUGCGAUUUCCGCUGCGUACUCCUUGGGCGUGUAG
Messenger RNA from Microbotryum saponariae, 209 nucleotides. The record is from the annotation of a GenBank genome assembly. NCBI's taxonomy places the organism in Eukaryota, Fungi, Basidiomycota, Microbotryomycetes, Microbotryales, Microbotryaceae.